AUGUCGCUUUCAGAUAAAGAGUUAUACGAGUUGAACAAGAAGGCCGUAACUGAGGGUUUCAAGAUAAAGCCAAGAAUACAAUAUAAUACAGUGGGAGGGGUGAAUGGACCGUUAGUUAUACUUGAUAAUGUCAAGUUCCCUCGUUUCAGUGAGAUUGUUAACUUGACAUUACCCGAUGGCACGAUCAGGCAAGGGCAAGUUUUGGAAGUUCGUGGUUCCAAGGCAAUUGUUCAAGUGUUUGAAGGUACUUCUGGAAUAGAUGUUAAAAAGACAAAAGUUGAGUUUACUGGCGAAAAUUUGAAAAUGCCCGUUAGUGAAGAUAUGUUGGGUAGGGUUUUUGAUGGGUCGGGUAGGCCCAUAGACAAGGGGCCCAAGAUAUUUGCUGAGGAGUAUUUGGAUAUAAAUGGUUCACCUAUUAACCCUUAUGCGCGUAUUUACCCGGAAGAAAUGAUAAGUACUGGUAUUUCAGCAAUAGAUACUAUGAACUCAAUUGCUCGUGGACAGAAAAUUCCCAUUUUCUCGGCCUCAGGUUUACCUCAUAAUGAAAUUGCAGCUCAGAUUUGUAGACAGGCCGGCUUGGUUAGACCUACCAAGGAUGUUCACGAUGGUCACGAGGAAAAUUUCUCCAUUGUGUUUGCUGCAAUGGGUGUCAAUCUAGAAACGUCCCGUUUCUUUAAACAGGAUUUCGAAGAAAACGGAUCUUUGGAGCGUACUUCAUUGUUCUUGAAUUUAGCUAAUGAUCCUACUAUCGAAAGAAUCAUUACUCCAAGAUUGGCAUUAACUACAGCUGAGUAUUUGGCUUAUCAAACCGAAAGACACGUAUUGACUAUUUUGACAGAUAUGUCGUCGUAUGCAGAUGCAUUGAGAGAGGUUUCUGCAGCAAGAGAAGAAGUUCCUGGUAGAAGAGGUUACCCAGGUUAUAUGUAUACUGAUUUAUCAACAAUUUAUGAAAGAGCAGGAAGAGUUGAAGGUAGAAAUGGAUCCAUUACCCAGGUUCCUAUCUUAACCAUGCCUAAUGAUGAUAUUACACAUCCAAUUCCAGAUUUGACUGGUUAUAUUACAGAAGGACAAAUCUUUGUUGAUAGGCAACUACACAAUAGAGCCAUUUACCCGCCAAUCAAUGUCUUGCCUUCCUUGUCACGUUUGAUGAAGUCUGCUAUUGGUGAAGGUAUGACUAGGAAAGAUCACGGUGAUGUUUCGAAUCAACUAUAUGCCAAGUAUGCAAUUGGUAAAGAUGCUGCUGCCAUGAAGGCUGUUGUUGGUGAAGAAGCCCUUUCAACCGAGGAUAAGUUGUCAUUAGAGUUUUUAGACAAGUUUGAAAAGAACUUCAUCAGUCAAGGUGCAUAUGAAAAUAGGUCAAUCUUUGAAUCAUUGGAUUUGGCUUGGUCAUUAUUGAGAAUUUAUCCAAGAGAAUUGUUGAAUAGAAUUAGUCCUAAAAUUUUGGAUGAAUUUUACGGUAGAGAUAGAGAUCAAUAUGAUGAUGAUGACGGUGAUAAUGAUAAUGAAGAUGUAAGCCAUGACAACGAUGAUGAUGGCAAUAAGUAA
Messenger RNA from Lodderomyces oxycetoniae, 1545 nucleotides. RefSeq names its product H(+)-transporting V1 sector ATPase subunit B (gene VMA2). NCBI's taxonomy places the organism in Eukaryota, Fungi, Ascomycota, Pichiomycetes, Serinales, Debaryomycetaceae. Gene Ontology annotation, cellular component: proton-transporting V-type ATPase, V1 domain. The transcript has a single exon. Bases 1 to 1545 code for a protein of 514 amino acids. The record is from RefSeq and is a predicted model, not a curated record. Gene Ontology annotation, molecular function: ATP binding; proton-transporting ATPase activity, rotational mechanism. Gene Ontology annotation, biological process: proton transmembrane transport; ATP metabolic process; vacuolar acidification.